Messenger RNA from Acromyrmex echinatior (Panamanian leafcutter ant), 637 nucleotides. It is a transcript of the gene vnc, whose product is annotated as GNAT family N-acetyltransferase vnc. The record is from RefSeq and is a predicted model, not a curated record. NCBI's taxonomy places the organism in Eukaryota, Metazoa, Arthropoda, Insecta, Hymenoptera, Formicidae. Gene Ontology annotation, molecular function: protein-N-terminal-glutamate acetyltransferase activity; protein N-terminal-serine acetyltransferase activity. Gene Ontology annotation, biological process: N-terminal protein amino acid acetylation. Gene Ontology annotation, cellular component: NatA complex.
CGGCGCGGUAUAUUUUCGCCGGUGAGGAGGGGAUGGGAGCCAUAACCUGUACGCGUACCUGCGAUUUCGAUUUUCAAAAUGGCGUGCCAAGUGUGAGAGACAAGGCAUGGACUCGCCGUCGUCGUCGCGACAUCCUGUUAUCCUGUUGUUGAUUGUUGAGUCGCGAGCACGCGUACGGUGCCGCUCGCAUCAAGUUGCCCUCGUGGAGGAGUAAUUAUGUCAUCGCUCGCGCGCACGGCGUAGGACGUAGGAAAAUCUUCCACACAUUUUUCUUUUUCUUCUUUUUUCCCUUUUCGUUUUCGCUUCUUGAUGGAAAUCCCGAUGGAAAUCUCGAUGGAAAUCUUCUUAACGGCGUUUUCCGUGAUAUUCAGUUUAUUAAUAGUGUUCCUCCUUGUUGUGAUAGGUUGGUAUUUAGUUUGGACGUUCUUCCUAUCACGGUUUCGCUUUGUGAGAGAGUUAACGGGAAAUGGAAUGAGUGAAUCGUCGUCGGUUAAUGAUUUGAAGAAUGGUCGUGCACGCAUAAAGAAACUUCGUCGUGACUAAAUAUUGGACAAUAUAUUGAAGCUAUCGUUUAUGAUAUAAUUGAUAAUACCAACGCAACGGUUUUGUAUAAAGUAAAAUUAAUCUUGGAUACCUC